This is a messenger RNA of Miscanthus lutarioriparius, 207 nucleotides long. NCBI's taxonomy places the organism in Eukaryota, Viridiplantae, Streptophyta, Magnoliopsida, Poales, Poaceae. The record is from the annotation of a GenBank genome assembly.
AUGACGACGGCGAGGACGGCGGCGUGUGUGCUGGCGGUGUGGGUGCUCGUUGCUGCGGGUCUAUCUAACCUGGGCUCCGCCCACGCGCCCCCGGCCAGCAGCAAGCCACAGCGGGAGUUCGACUACUUCGCGCUCUCCCUGCAGUGGCUCGGCACCAUAUGUGCCUCCACCCGCCACUGCUGCGCCAGCAACGGCUGCUGCCGGUGA